This is a messenger RNA of Paramecium sonneborni, 330 nucleotides long. The record is from the annotation of a GenBank genome assembly. NCBI's taxonomy places the organism in Eukaryota, Ciliophora, Oligohymenophorea, Peniculida, Parameciidae.
AUGUUACAUGGAUAAUUUUUUGAAAUUGUUAAGUUUUAAAGUUAAUUUGUAUUUAGAAGGAAAAAGAUGGAAUGUAUCUUUCUUAAUAAUGAUAUCAAGUUAAAUUUAAUUAAUUAAUCAGUUCAACAAUUUGACUUAUGUAGUGAUAUUGUUUUCAAUUCUUCUGGUACAAUUAUAGUAUCCACAUAGAGGUUUGGAGUUUUGAGAAUGGGAAAAAUUAAUUUAAUUAAUAGUUUGAAAAGACACUCUAAUUGUGUUAAUUGUCCAGUGUAUAUUUAGAAAUAGGAAAUAUUUCUUUCAGGAUCAGGUGAUAAAACAAAAAGAAUUUGA